CAUUCUUCUGCUUCUUUCUUUCUUCAAACUCAGAUUCGUUCAUUUUCAGCCCUGUGUCUAAAAAUGUGGUAUUUAUGCGUUUUCUACCACAGGUUGUUGGAUUACAGAAAACCCGAAGUGGAAUCUCUGGCUCAUCUCUUCGGUGCUUUUGAGGACGAACAAAACGGCGACGUUCCAGCACAGUUGCAGUGGAAGCUCCCUAUUCACCACCACCCCGAUUCUCCUUUCCAUUUUGUCAAUCUCCCUUCAGAGCAAGUCGCUCGCAGCAUUGCCAACCGAAGCAUACUUGUGAAGGGAAUGUAUGAGCUUUGGGGGGAAGGGGGCAGCUAUGAGGAGUUGAAAGAUUCUGUUUUGAGUUACCCUGAUGAGAGGAAGCUGCCAUACUUGGAAGCUGGUAGCACUUUCAAGAUUACUGUUGACAGCUUUGGGAAGGUUAUGAGUCUCGAUGAACAGAAGGAACUCAUUCAAGGGCUGGCUUAUAUCCCUUUCAAGGGACAAGUAAAGUUGAAAAACCCUGAUCACAACUUCUGGCUUAUAGAAAUUGAUAAUUAUGGGCGUAACAAUGGUCUUCCUCCAAUUGUUCAAAGGAGAAUCUUCUUUGGUCGUGAAGUUGGUGGUGCUGAUAGGAAGCUUAUACCAACAUAUCAGUUGAAAAGUCGUACCUAUCUUGGUCCAACUGCCAUGGAUGCUGAAAUGGCUUUUCUAAUGGCCAACCAAGCACUUGCUACUUCAGGGAAACUAAUAUAUGACCCUUUCGUUGGAACUGGAAGUAUUCUUGUUGGAGCUGCUCACUUUGGAGCAAUGACCAUGGGUGCUGACAUUGACAUUAGGGUAGUGCGUGAUGGACGUGGUCCUAACUGUAAUGUAUGGAGCAAUUUUGAGCAGUAUGGAUUGCCAAUGCCAGUAGGUCUGUUAAGGGCUGAUAACAAUCGCCCUCCCUGGCGUUCUGGGCUGAAAGAGAUAUUUGAUGCCAUAAUAUGUGAUCCUCCUUAUGGAGUGCGAGCUGGGGGACGCAAAUCUGGUGGGCGGAAGCUGCUAAAGGGGGCUGUGGAACCGUAUGUUGUCCCUGAUGACAAGAGGACGGAUCACAUACCAUCAACAGCGCCUUACAGUUUAGUAGAGUGUGUGCAUGAUUUGCUCGAUCUUGCAGCCAAAAUGCUCGCAAUGAGGGGCAGGCUUGUGUUCUUCUAUCCCGUAUUGAGAGACGAUGAUUGUGCCGAAACCCAUUUCCCAGAGCAUCCAUGUUUUAAACUGAUUUCUUCUUCUGAGCAGAUCCUUAGUUCGCGUUAUAGCAGGGUAUUACUGACGAUGGUCAAGGUUGGCGCUUACACCAAAGAAAUAGCCGAGGCUGCAAGGUUAAAACACCUCGAGUUUAGGGAGAACCAUGUUAAGUGGUUGCAAGAUGGUAAUCUUCAUUCAGCAGUUUUUAGUCCAAUUGAUGCUCAAUUACCGGAGGCCGGCGAUUCUAAGUUUAUCAAGGAUCCAAAGCCUAAAUACAGAGGGAAGUAUGUUUAGAUUUCUCAGUUAGAUGGUGCUGUCCCUCAGAUACUAUACACAGCACUGUAGUGUUUAGUCCAAGAGGGAAUUUUGUUUAACAAUAUGGAAGCACAAUGUACCUUGUACUGUGUUUGGAUUUUAGAAAUUGAUUUUUUCCCACAA
Arachis stenosperma is the source of this 1659-nucleotide messenger RNA. RefSeq lists its product as uncharacterized. The coding region runs from base 64 to 1515 and encodes 483 amino acids. Gene Ontology annotation, biological process: methylation. Lineage: Eukaryota; Viridiplantae; Streptophyta; Magnoliopsida; Fabales; Fabaceae. The record is from RefSeq and is a predicted model, not a curated record. Gene Ontology annotation, molecular function: nucleic acid binding. Gene Ontology annotation, cellular component: cytoplasm. The transcript has 6 exons.